Molecule: messenger RNA, 570 nt
Organism: Trametes versicolor FP-101664 SS1
Lineage: Eukaryota; Fungi; Basidiomycota; Agaricomycetes; Polyporales; Polyporaceae
Exons: 2
Coding region: 1-570 (189 amino acids)
Source: RefSeq, a predicted model, not a curated record
AUGAACCUCCGAAUGAGCGACAACCACCGGAUCGCGAAGUACAUCACCCAGUUCACGCGCCUCGCGACUCAGGUCCGGUGGGGAAACGCCCCGCUCCGUUACCGUUUCUAUGACGGUCUUCCAAACCGUCUGAAGGACCGGAUUUCGGAGGUCGGAAAGCCUACGACGCUCGUCGGGCUUCGCGACUUGGCCCAGUCUAUCGACAACCGGUACUGGGAGCGCAAGACCGAGCAAAGCCGGGACUCCGGGACCUCUAAGUCCGGAGGGAAGUCCGGCUCCUCGGACUCGAAGCCGCAGCAGUCGUCCAAGCCUUCCACCUCCAACUCCGGGUCCUCCAACUCUGGAACCCCGAAAGCGACCUCCUCUUCCGGCCACAAGCAGGCGGCCAAGACUCCGGCCAAGCCCUACGCCGACAAGCUGGGCAAGGACGGCAAGUUGACGGCCGAGGAACGUCAGCGGCGGUGCCGGACAUUCGGCCAACGCGUGCCCGAAGAAGUCCUCCUCCGCCGCCAAAAGCCGAGCCGCGCAGGCCAAGGCCGCGCCAGCUCCGGCUGGAGGAGCGCAAGUUGA